Messenger RNA from Suillus plorans, 1564 nucleotides. Its product is annotated as acid protease. NCBI's taxonomy places the organism in Eukaryota, Fungi, Basidiomycota, Agaricomycetes, Boletales, Suillaceae. Gene Ontology annotation, molecular function: aspartic-type endopeptidase activity. The record is from RefSeq and is a predicted model, not a curated record. The transcript has 11 exons. The coding region runs from base 1 to 1191 and encodes 396 amino acids. Gene Ontology annotation, biological process: proteolysis.
AUGUCACACGUCGUUAUUCGUGGAAUCCCCUUUGCGACUCGUUUGCGCGCAGCCAAAGGUGGUGCCAAAGAGCUUCUUGAACGCGACCGCGCCCGCGCACAGAAGUUCCUGGCUAGCAAGUCCCAUCAUGCCUUCGUUGCUGCCAAAGCCAAACAUGCCAGCGGUACUGGCGCGGAGUCUAGCAUUGAUGUCACCGAUUCAGGUGUCACUUACACUAUGCAAGUCGGUGUUGGAAGCCCAGCGACCGAUUAUACAUUGUUGAUCGAUACUGGGAGUUCGAAUACGUGGAUUGGUGCAGACCUGCCAUACAAACCCACAAGCACUAGUCACAACACUGGAAACACUAUAAAUGUCAGCUAUGGUUCGGGAAGCAUGUCCGGAAAGGAAUACACCGACACCGUGACCUUAGGGCCAGACUUGGUUAUCAAGAACCAAGGCAUCGGCGUGGCUUCAUCCGCGCAAGGGUUCGAGGGCGUCGAUGGUAUAUUGGGUGUCGGUCCCGUAGACCUUACACGGGGAACCGUGUCUAACACGACGGAUGUGCCUACAGUUACCGACAACUUAUACGCUCAAGGAACAAUCUCUUCCAAUUCACUCGGCAUCUCCUACGAGCCGUCCUCCACAGCUAAUGUAUCCAAUGGAGAGCUUACAUUCGGUGGGACCGAUAGCACCAAGUACACUGGCACACUCAAUACUGUUCCACUUACCACCACCUCCCCAGCCUCGGCGUAUUGGGGUAUCAAUCAGUCGGUAUCGUACGGCACUAGCCAAACAAUCUUGAAUACGACUGCCGGCAUUGUGGACACUGGUACUACCCUUCUUCUCCUUGCCACUGAGGCUUUCCAGGCCUAUCAGAAGGCAACUGGUGCCGUCGAAGACUCGACGACAGGACUCCUAACGAUCACGUCGGCACAAUACGCUGAACUUCAAAGCUUGUACUUCAAUAUCGGCGGUGUCACCUACGAGUUUACGCCUAAUGCUCAGAUCUGGCCACGUGGUCUGAACAGCAUCCUCGGAGGAAAUGAGGGACAGAUCUAUCUGAUCGCGUCUGACCUUGGUUCUAACGUGGGGAGCGGGUUGGAUUUCAUAAACGGAUUUGGCUGGAUUCAACGCUAUUACACUGUCUUUGAUACCGGGAACAAGCAGCUCGGUCUUGCGACAACGGCAUACACUGAUGCUGAUACCAACUGAUGAUGGUUCCCGCAAAGCCCUCACAUUAUUUUCAAGUUUACUUUGAAAUAGUUUCAGGCGUGUACUAGUAUUUACUAGUAAACGUUCUAGAGAAAAUCAUCUUUGUCAUUAGCAUUACCACAGUCAGAUGUAACAUGAAGUCUCAGACUGAAAGAUACGACCAUUAGGGUACGGUUGAAAAGUUGAUACUUUUCAACAGCUGCCUGUUAAUAACGAGUGUUAAUAACACUGUUGAAAAUGUCGGACAUUUCGAUGUGAGGAUUUCCUAUACAAAGUAACCAGAUAGGUUCAAAUUUAUAGCUGACUCCACCAGUUUGGGUGUAAAUCAGGUGAGAUGAGGUGAUGCAUAUGUAGAAUGGGACCUGUGUUGGUG